AUGUCUUCUACACAACACGAAGCAAACGUCGCUCGAGGCCUUAAAGCUGCCAUCAACAACCCCAGAGUUUCCGAUGAGGCCAAGGAAAGCGCUCAACAGCGACUUGACAACAUUGAAGGGGCUACAACGGAGCAGCCCACAACAGAGCACGAGAACCGCGUAAUGGGCGGAUACAAAGCUACUUUGAGUAACCCAAACACGUCUGACUCCGCUAAGCAGCACGCCCGUGAAAUUUUGGAUGCUGCUAGCGUGGAGGAUUAUUCCGGUUCCAAUCAAGCUGAGUUCGAUGAACACCAGACUCGCGUCCUGGCUGGAUACAAAGCCGCCCUCAACAAUCCUCGCGUUUCUGCAGAAGCUAAAAAACAUGCUGAAACUUACUUGAAAGAACAAGGAGCUUUGUAA
Marasmius oreades (fairy-ring Marasmius) is the source of this 402-nucleotide messenger RNA. RefSeq lists its product as uncharacterized. Bases 1 to 402 code for a protein of 133 amino acids. The record is from RefSeq and is a predicted model, not a curated record. Gene Ontology annotation, cellular component: cytoplasm. NCBI's taxonomy places the organism in Eukaryota, Fungi, Basidiomycota, Agaricomycetes, Agaricales, Marasmiaceae. The transcript is spliced from 5 exons.